Messenger RNA from Lontra canadensis (Northern American river otter), 2519 nucleotides. RefSeq names its product hydroxyacyl-CoA dehydrogenase trifunctional multienzyme complex subunit alpha (gene HADHA). Gene Ontology annotation, cellular component: mitochondrion; mitochondrial fatty acid beta-oxidation multienzyme complex. Gene Ontology annotation, molecular function: long-chain (3S)-3-hydroxyacyl-CoA dehydrogenase (NAD+) activity; enoyl-CoA hydratase activity; NAD+ binding. The record is from RefSeq and is a predicted model, not a curated record. Gene Ontology annotation, biological process: fatty acid beta-oxidation. Bases 62 to 2353 code for a protein of 763 amino acids. NCBI's taxonomy places the organism in Eukaryota, Metazoa, Chordata, Mammalia, Carnivora, Mustelidae. The transcript has 20 exons.
AAGUCCUCCGCUCCGCAGCCCGCGUCUGAGCCCUUUCCACUUUCGUCCUCUUCAGCUCAAGAUGGUGGCCUCACGGGCGAUAGGCAGUCUGAGCCGCGCCACUGCCUCCGGGAUGCGCCGCUGCCCAGGUUAUAUUUGCCGCAACUUUUCAGGGUCCUCUGCUUUGCGAACCAGAACCCAUAUUAACUAUGGAGUCAAAGGGGAUGUGGCUGUUGUUCGAAUUAACUCACCCAAUUCAAAGGUGAACACACUGAAUAAAGAACUGCAGUCUGAGUUCAUGGAAGUAAUGAAUGAAAUCUGGGCUAGUGAUCAAGUCAGAAGUGCUGUCCUUAUCUCAUCAAAGCCGGGCUGCUUUAUUGCAGGUGCUGACAUCAACAUGUUAGCUUCUUGCAAGACCUCUGAAGAGGUAACACAAAUAUCACAGGAAGGACAGAGAACAUUUGAGAAACUUGAGAAGUCCACAAAGCCUAUUGUGGCUGCCAUCAGUGGAGCCUGCUUAGGAGGAGGACUUGAGCUUGCCAUUUCCUGCCAAUAUAGAAUAGCAACCAAAGAUAGAAAAACAGUAUUAGGUACACCUGAAGUCUUGCUGGGAAUCUUACCAGGAGCAGGAGGCACACAAAGGCUGCCCAAAAUGGUGGGUGUGCCUGCUGCCUUUGACAUGAUGUUGACGGGUAGAAACAUUCGUGCAGACAGAGCAAAGAAAAUGGGACUGGUUGACCAAUUGGUGGAUCCCCUGGGACCAGGAUUAAAACCUCCAGAGGAGCGGACAAUUGAAUACUUAGAAGAAGUUGCAGUUACUUUUGCCAAAGGACUGUCUGAUAAGAAAAUCUCUAUAAAGAGAGACAAGGGAUUAGUAGACAAAUUGAUAUCAUAUGCCAUGAGUAUUCCAUUUGUCAGGCAACAGCUUUACAAAAAGGUGGAAGAAAAAGUACGAAAACAGACUAAAGGCCUCUAUCCUGCACCUCUGAAAAUAAUCGAUGUAGUAAAGACUGGAAUUGAGCAAGGGAACGAAGCUGGCUAUCUCUCUGAAUCUCAGAAAUUUGGAGAGCUUGCAAUGACCAGAGAAUCAAAGGCCUUGGUGGGACUUUAUCAUGGUCAGGUCCUGUGUAAGAAGAAUAAAUUUGGAGCACCACAGAAGGAAGCAAAGCACCUAGCCAUUCUUGGUGCAGGGCUGAUGGGAGCCGGCAUUGCCCAGGUCUCUGUGGAUAAGGGCCUGAGGACCAUACUUAAAGAUGCUACACUAGCUGGGCUGGGCCGAGGACAGCAACAGGUGUUCAAAGGAUUAAAUGAUAAAGUGAAGAAGAAAGCUCUAACAUCGUUUGAAAGGGACUCCAUUUUCAGCAACUUGACUGGGCAGCUCGAUUACCAGGGUUUUGAAAAGGCUGACAUGGUGAUUGAAGCUGUUUUUGAGGACCUUAGUCUUAAGCACCGAGUGCUAAAGGAAGUGGAAGCGGUGAUUCCAGAUCACUGUGUCUUUGCCAGUAACACAUCCGCUCUCCCAAUCAAUGAAAUAGCUGCUGUCAGCAAAAGACCUGAGAAGGUGAUCGGCAUGCACUACUUCUCUCCUGUGGACAAGAUGCAGCUGCUAGAGAUCAUCACUACUGACAAGACGUCUAAGGACACAAUGGCUUCGGCCGUAGCCGUUGGGCUCAAGCAGGGGAAGGUCAUCAUUGUGGUUAAAGAUGGACCUGGCUUCUACACCACCAGGUGUCUCGCACCCAUGAUGUCUGAAGUCCUCAGAAUCCUGCAGGAAGGAGUUGAGCCUAAGAAGCUGGAUUCCCUCACCACAAGCUUUGGCUUUCCUGUGGGUGCUGCCACACUGGUCGAUGAAGUGGGUGUGGAUGUAGCAAAACACGUGUCAGAAGAUCUGGGCAAAGCCUUCGGGGAGCGGUUUGGAGGUGGGAGCGUAGAACUGCUGAAGCAGAUGGUGUCCAGGGGCUUCCUGGGUCGCAAGUCUGGGAAGGGCUUUUACAUCUACCAGGAGGGUGUGAAGAACAAGAAUGUGAAUUCUGACAUGGAUGGCAUUUUAGCAAGUCUGAAGGUGCCCCCGAAGUCUGAAGUCUCCUCCGACGAAGACAUCCAGUACCGCCUGGUGACCAGAUUUGUGAACGAGGCGGUCCUGUGCCUGCAGGAAGGGAUCCUGGCCACACCCACAGAGGGAGACAUCGGCGCGGUCUUCGGGCUCGGCUUUCCCCCGUGUCUCGGAGGGCCCUUCCGCUUCGUGGAUCUGUUCGGUGCUCAGAAGGUGGUGGACCGGCUCAGGAGGUAUGAGGCCGCCUACGGAAAACAGUUCACCCCGUGCCGGCUGCUCAUCGACCACGCUAACAGCCCUAACAAGAAGUUCCACCAGUGAGCGGGCCCUCGGCCCCGCUCCCCGGCCCCUCACCCAGCUGCCGGCAGAGCGGCGUCUGGCUGCGUCGGCGUAACCAGAAGGCAGGCGAGCUCUGGCCCUGGGUGUGCGCCCUGAUUAAAGUGCCUUCAGCAAGGACCGAGUCUCCCUCCCGGUGAAGUCUGGCUGU